Molecule: messenger RNA, 943 nt
Organism: Symsagittifera roscoffensis
Lineage: Eukaryota; Metazoa; Xenacoelomorpha; Acoela; Convolutidae
Exons: 2
Coding region: 209-943 (244 amino acids)
Cellular component (GO): membrane
Source: RefSeq, a predicted model, not a curated record
UAUGGACCUUAUCAACGUUUCUAAUUAGCUCUAUUUCACUUAUAGUCUAAAUUACCAAGAUAUCAUUAUAGUACUUGAGACAAGCGAGGAAAAACUCGAUUGCUUCUCACCUUUCUUACGUUCUUCAAGACUUUUGGUAAAAAGUUUUCCAAAUAAUCUCUAGUAGCAGUUUUCAAUCGCUGCUAUAAAGUUUAUCGACAGAACAGAAAUGAAUCAAUUUGACUUCUAUAGCGAGGGAGUGUUUCCCACAAACACGACAUUUAGCGCAGACAUAAGUUUCAAGCCGGAUGUGAAUAUGAUCACAGUUGUCGGCAACAUGGUCUUGUCGGCUCUCUGCAUUGCUACCCAACUGGUCAUCAUCUGUGUCUCUGUGGGGCUAGAGGGAGACUUUUCGGCCAGGAAUCUCAUCGGCUUCCAGGCCUGCUGCGAGAUUCUGAAGCGACUCGCGAGUGUCCAUUUUGCGUCUUGUCUCAUUCAUACACAUCGCUUCUGUUCCUUCACCCGGAGUCUCAUCCAGUGCAAGUUCAUGAUCUAUCUGCCCUCACUGCUCUUUGUCAUCCCAGACUGGAUGAACCUUCUGGUGUCUCUGGACCGCAUCAUCGCAGUCAGUCCACACAGUGCGUUCUGGUACAAACAAAACUGCACGCGAAAUGCCGCCUGGAUUCCGAUUGUACUGAUGACGUCACUCGUGUCGGUGGUGAUGUUUCCGAGACUCAUUUUCGGCUCCAUUUCCGAGGACGGGUCUGUGUGUCGUGUGGAAACUGGGGAGUUUCUGUUGAUGACGGCUACUGAGACCAUGUAUGUGGGUCUUGCGGCGUCCAUCUACGUGGCUAUCUGUAAUGUCAUCCUCAUUGCUCUGAUGAAGAUGAGACCUAGACAGUCUCGAAAUGAGAAAUCGGUGCGUAUUCACCACUGUAAAUUUCAGAGACAAACUUCGCAAUGA